Messenger RNA from Vespa mandarinia (Asian giant hornet), 4163 nucleotides. RefSeq names its product actin-like protein 6B. NCBI's taxonomy places the organism in Eukaryota, Metazoa, Arthropoda, Insecta, Hymenoptera, Vespidae. The record is from RefSeq and is a predicted model, not a curated record.
CCUACCUACCUACCUACCUACCUACCUACCAUAUUCCCUUUACCCUUUUUUCGCACCCUUAAGAUUAAUUAUAUCGAUGUGAGCUAGGGUCCGUCUGUUAUUAAUUAAUCAGGACGUUUGUUAAUUAAAAUUAUCUUCCUUCGCUCUCUUCGUCUUGCCUCGCGUUUCUUCAACAACUGGCGCAUGGAACGUGCAUCGAUUGUAAUCCUGAAAUAAGCUCGCAAGUUUAACCAUGUGUUCUCUAAACUGCCAUUUCUUUUUUUUUUCUUUCUUUUUCCACGUGACGAUAAUACCACGUGUUCUCUAAACUGCCAUUUUUUUAUUUUCACGUCGCCAUGACGAUAAUACUGUUUAUCGAGACGAGACUCACAAUAUUCGUGCCAAAAAGACAGCAGCUCUCUCAAAAGUAUAUUGUAUACAUACAUAUGUAUAUAUACAUAUACAUACAUAUAUAUAUACAAACAUACAUACAUACAUACAUACAUGCAUGCACACAUAUACAUAUAUAUAUGUGUGUAUAUAUAUAUAUAUAUAUAUACACAUAUGUGUACAUAUAUGUCUCCGUCUUCGAUGUUCCUCGAGAGACAUUCAACGAGUCAGCAAACUCGACGCGCGUUAAUUCGGACGCGUUAAGUUCCUUCCUUGGGAUUUUUCUACACCCACGACGUAUAUGUUAUUCGAAAAAUGAGCAACGAGCAAACUUUUAUUCCGUGUAUUACGUGUUCGUCUUCCAAUUAGAGAUUCGACAGAGAGACACCGAAAUAAAUUCUUCUUAGAGAUGAAAUUCGUUCAUAUUAUGUAUGUAUGUACAACAGAGCACAGUGUCGUACGAAGGUAUCCUACGAAAGGAGACAAAGAAAAGGAAACCAAAAAAAAAAUAAUAAAAUACCAAAGAGAAAGAGAGAGGGAGGGAAGGAGAGAGAGAGAGAGAGAGAGAGAGAGAGAGAGAGAGAGAGAAAUAAAAAAAAAGAGAAAGAAGAAGUAACUUGCGAUUGUCGAUUUCUCAUUUUUCUUACUCUCGACGUGUCGUGCAAAGGAUGUAAAUUUUACGAAUGAUACGCUCAAAUCUAAACUCCAAGCAACGAUUAAAGAAAAAAAUAAUAAAAAAAAAAAAAAAAAAAAAAAUAAUAAAAAAAUAAAAAAAUAAAAAAAUAAAAAAAUAAAUAAAUAAAUAAAUGAAUAAAUAAAUAAAUAAAUAAAUAAAUAAAUAAAUAAAUGAAUAAAAACUACGACGUUCGAAAUAAUUUACUCGCCGUCAACGAUUAACCAUCGGCGGAUCCGGCGUUGUAACAAAAAGAAAAGAAAUUCAUUCAAGAAAAAUAAUGACGCAAAAGCCUUCGGAUAUCUAUAUGUGUUGUCAUCUCGAAUCAGUUUGCGAAAAGCGCAUCUAAUAAGUGAAAUCGUUCACUCGACAAUGUGAUCGAUCGUUUUUCAGUCGUACUCGUUAUUUCGACUCUCGGAUUAGUGACGCGAGCCGAAAAAAAGAGAAAGAGAGUGAGAGAGAGAGAGAGAGAGUGAGAGAGAGAGAGAGAGAGAAAAUUUUAGAAAGAGAGAAAGAAAGAGAGAGAGAGAGAAAGAGGGGGGGAGAGAGAGAGAACUCGCCCUGUUGAUAUAUCGUCUACUUUAUGACACAUGAAAUGAUUUACCACGAAAUUCGUACUAUUGUGUUUUAGAUGACUUUAGAUUGUUUAUAUUCUAUUUACUUUGUAAAAUAUACAACACUAAUUCCAUAUUGAUAACGUUUCGAUUGAAUCCUAAUGUCAGCCCUCUUUUAUUUCCAAAAUAAUCCUUAGUGAAAUUAUUAAAUGAUGAUAUAUCGGAUCGCCUUCUAUCUAUCUAUAAAUGGAUAAAGGAAGGACUUAAUGUGUAAUAUUAUUUUUUCUUCUUCUCGAUGAAAUUUCUCUUUCUUUUUUUCUUUUUUCCUUUUUCUCUUUUUUUUUUCUUUUUGUUUUUAACGUCUCACGAUUAAUCGCAAUUUAAAAGAAGGAAAAAGAGAAAAGAAAAAAAAAAAAAUUCGAAUUAUCCAACAGGAGGUAAAGGGUAAGAGAGGAGAUAUCGAAUAUCCAGGAAUAAUGAAAAGCUUUUCAGUAUGGAGGCGCAACAUCGAAGGACAACGUUGAGCAUGCGCGAGACCGUAGCUCCUUGCAGAUACUAUGAGCGGUGGUGUCUACGGUGGUGACGAGGUCGGUGCUAUCAUUUUCGACGUUGGACAUCAGAGCCUUCGCGUUGGAUAUGGCGGUGAGGAUACACCGAAGGCUGAAAUCCCAACGAAUCUUGGCGUAUGGGAGGAUCCCGUUGAUUUGCCUGAAUGUAAUCAUACCGUCAGAAAGCAUUACAACAUCGACGUCACUGCCAUUCAAGUCCGUAAAAAGGAUAUGGAGAUGGUCAGCUUGAUGAAAGAUGGUAUGGUCGAAGAUUGGGACAUGUUCGAACGUUUAACCGAAUACACGUAUAAACAACGUCUUCAUGCUUUACCAGAACACCAUCCGAUUUUAAUGACGGAGUGUCCCUGGAACACGAGAUUGAAACGAGAGAAACUUCUUGAAUUAAUGUUCGAAAAGUUUAAUGUUCCGGCUAUGUAUAUCUGUAAGAAUGCAGUUUUGGCGGCUUACGCCAAUGGAAGAUCAACUGCUAUGGUUGUCGACAGUGGUGCGACGCAUACCAGUGCCGUUCCGGUUCACGAUGGUUAUGUUAUCACACAGGGAAUAGUCAAAAGUCCUUUGGGCGGCGAUUUUAUUACCAUGCAAUGUAGACAAUUUUUUGAAGAAAAGGAUAUCGAAUUGGUACCUGCUUGUCUUGUUGCUAGUAAAGAUGUGGUAAGAGAAAGAGAUCCUCCACGUUGGACCAGAAGACCAGGACCACAACCAACCACUUCUUGGCUAAGUUACAUGGUACGAGAAGUAUUGCAAGACUUUCAAAUGAAUUGCUUGCAAGUUUCUGACAGUCCAUACGACGAGGACAUAGCUAAUACAUUACCUAUGAAACAUUUCGAAUUUCCAACUGGUUAUAACGAUGAUUUUGGCUCCGUAAGACUCAUGAUACCAGAGGCACUAUUUGAUCCUAGUAAUGUUAAAGGUGUUGGUGCUAGUAUUCUAGGCGUUGGUCCGUUAGUAACAACAAGUGUUGGAAUGUGUGACAUUGAUAUUAGACCUAGUUUAUACGGUAGCGUCGUAGUCACAGGAGGUAACUCUUGUCUCCAAGGUUUCAGCGACAGAUUGAACAGAGAUUUGGCCAGUAAGACGCCUCCGAGUAUGAGACUGAAGAUAAUCAGCGCCAAUAGCUCGAGCGAACGACGUUAUGGUGCCUGGAUCGGUGGCUCGAUCCUUAGCUCACUUGGAUCCUUUCAACAGAUGUGGCUUUCGAGACAGGAAUACGAGGAGUCCGGAAAAUUGAUUUUAGAACGAGAUCGAGGUCUUUUAGAAAAGUGGAAGGGUGAUUUUGAAACACAACGCACAGAGAUCGAUCCACCUUGCUCGGCUCGAUAAAUCAAAUAAUAAUUGAAUCAAAAUACACGUAUAAACAUUCCAUUAUUAUCACAUACAUAUUAUAGAGAUUAGGGUAAUAAUAAUUAGCUAUAUUUAUUACUUAAUGCAUCUAAGACGAUAAGUAUCUUGCAACGACUUUUGGAAACGGUAAGAUCGACGUUUGGCGAAUGGAAAAAAAAAAAAAGAAAUGGUAACGACUAGUCAAUACGUAAAACAUUUUAUUAAUCAAAAUAUCGUUUUAUACAAUCGCCGAUGUCGUUGGAUCAACGUGCUUAUUAAAAAGGUAACGAUACAGUUCCUAUUUUAACCAAAUCAUUCGCACGUUGCUUUAUCGAAGUUCCUAUUUUUCUUCCAUAUUUUUUUAAUGCUUUUCAACAUUGAAAGAUCAACGAUAUGCAAUAUAAAAAUUUAUCGUCUGUUGAUCGAUAAAAAAAAAAAAAAUGUUCGAGUAAACUCGCGCUUUCGCGUAAGGAAAAAAAAAGAAGUCACAAAAUUGUAUAAGGAUAAUAUUUUUUAAAAAAAUCUUUGAAUGUACUUAUGAAUUUUUUUUUUCCUUUUUAUUCUUUUCUUUUUUCCUUUCUUGCUAUAGCAAACUUUCGAAGGAACAAUUUUUGCGCACGUAUACUCGACAUUUCUCUUGCGUCCAAUUUAUUGAAAAAAAAAAAAAAAAAAAAAAAA